AUGCCGGGUCCCGUCGUCGAAGAAAUUAAAGCUGAGGAAAAGUUUCAGGAUGAGCUAGUGAUAGAGGACGUGAAAGAGGAUGAGGACCAUGAAGAUGAUGCUGAAGAUUCCGAUGAGGAAGAUGACGACAAGGAAGAUGGUAGCCCAGGUGGAAAUGAAAGUUCUAAGCAGAGCAGAAGUGAGAAGAAGAGUCGUAAGGCCAUGUUGAAACUCGGAAUGAAACCUGUUCCUGGUGUUAGUCGGGUCACCAUUAAGAGAACCAAAAAUGUGUUAUUUUUCAUCUCAAAGCCUGAUGUUUUCAAGAGCCCAAAUUCUGAUACCUAUGUCAUUUUUGGAGAAGCUAAGAUUGAGGAUUUGAGCUCUCAGCUGCAGACAAAAGCUGCCCAACAAUUCAGGAUGCCUGAUAUGGGUUCUGUAAUGGCUAAACCUGAUACUUCUGCUUCGGCUGCCGUAGAACAGGCGGACGAGGAUGAGGACGAAGACGAAGAAGAGAUUGACGAGACUGGAGUCGAGCCUCGGGACAUUGAUUUGGUCAUGACACAAGCGGGGGUGUCCAAGGGCAAGGCUGUGAAGGCUCUCAAGGCUCACAAUGGAGACAUAGUCAGUGCCAUCAUGGAGUUAACCACCUAA
Molecule: messenger RNA, 630 nt
Organism: Fraxinus pennsylvanica
Lineage: Eukaryota; Viridiplantae; Streptophyta; Magnoliopsida; Lamiales; Oleaceae
Source: the annotation of a GenBank genome assembly